Colletotrichum scovillei is the source of this 2814-nucleotide messenger RNA. RefSeq names its product ABC transporter. The transcript has 13 exons. The record is from RefSeq and is a predicted model, not a curated record. Gene Ontology annotation, biological process: transmembrane transport. The coding region runs from base 1 to 2814 and encodes 937 amino acids. Gene Ontology annotation, molecular function: ABC-type transporter activity; ATP binding; ATP hydrolysis activity. Gene Ontology annotation, cellular component: membrane. NCBI's taxonomy places the organism in Eukaryota, Fungi, Ascomycota, Sordariomycetes, Glomerellales, Glomerellaceae.
AUGCAAGGCACAUCAGAGACACAAGAAGACUUUGAGAAAGCAGUCAAUCAGGGAGUAUUAUACAUCGUCUAUCUGUUCAUUGCCAGGCUCAUCUUGACAUACCUCUCCAAUCUCGGCUUCCGCAUGACGAGUCUUCGCAUCUCAGCAAAGAUUCGCCUACACUACCUACGAUGCUUGUUCAACCUCCCAAUCUCAAUGCUAGACAUGUUGGCGCCUGGUCAGACAGCCGCCAUCAUUACCAUCACCGCAAGCAUCUUGCAGCUGGGUAUCUCCGAGAAGAUGGGGCAAUUCUUCUCUAGUCUUGCAGUCGUCAUUGCAGGAUUUACCAUCGCUUUCGCCUACAACUGGCUUCUCACGCUAACGACGAGCUCCGGACUGGUCUUCAUCGCCAUCGUGUACGCCAUCACCACGCCGCCAAUCAUCAAGAGGUUAAAGGAUGUCCAGGACAUGGACAUCCAGGCCGCCUCCGUCGCGACCGAGGCUUUCAGCUCAAUCCGAAUGCUUGCUGCAUGCGGUGCCGAGUUCAAGUUGCUUGCAAAGUACGGAAUAUUGGCAGAUCAGUCACGGAAGAGGGGUGCUGGUAUGGCUUGGCUCAUUGCGGUUCAGCAAGGAUUGAUUUUCUUCGCCAUCUACGCAACCUUCGCUCUGUCAUUCUGGUACGCUUUCCAGAUGUACACUAUGAUGGCCCUGACGACUCCCACAUCCUUGAUCGUUGUCCUUCUCUGCAUCAUGAUGAUGGCCUCCUCCUUAGGUCAAAUCACUGCGCCACUACAGUCCGCAUCGCAGGCCGCCGACGCCAAUGCCAUCUUCCACACCAUCAUAGACGCCCCCAAGGCUACGUACGGAACGCUCAAGGCCCCCGAGGUCUCGGCCGCCGAAGACAUUGUUUUCCAGGCCGUCAACUUUGUGUACCCCAAGCGUCCUGACGUGAAGAUCUUGGACAACCUGUUUCUCACGUUCCCUGCCGGCAAAGUCACUGCCAUUGUGGGUCCUUCGGGUUCCGGAAAAAGUACAAUCGUCGGCAUUUUGGAGAGAUGGUACGAGUUCAAUGGUGACAUGCAGACUAACCAACUGGUUCUCUGGCUCCGCAACGGUAUCAUCAGUGUCGGCGGCCGGUUACUCAGCGAGAUUGAUCCCAAGUGGUGGCGUAGCCAAAUCGGCUUGGUCCAACAAGACAACGCUCUCUUCAACACUACUAUCUUCAAGAACGUCGAGUACGGUCUCAUCGGAACUGAAUGGGAGCACAAGUCCCAGGCGGUUAAGGCAAGGUUGAUUGAAGAGGCAUGCAAGGAUGCCUUUGCCGAUGAAUUCAUCUCACGUUUGCCAGAGGGAUACCAAACUGAACCCAAGAUCCUCAUCCUCGACGAGGCCACCUCCGCCAUCGAUGUCCGUAGCGAACAGAUCGUGCAGGCCGCUCUCGACCGCGCAUGCAAGGGACGCACAACCAUCAUCAUCGCCCAUCGUCUCGGAACCAUCAAGAAGGCCGACAACAUCAUUCUCCUCCGCAAGGGCCAGGUCGUCCAGCAGGGUACGCACGAAGAGCUCAUGUCUCAAGUCGACGGUCCUUACCACCUGCUGGCUACUGCACAGAAGCUCGACAUGGGCGUCGAAGAGGAAGAGGACGUCCUCUUUGGUGACCUCAGCUGGAGACGACCCGAGCCUGAGCGUCUUUCCGUCCACAAGUCUCUUCAGGGAGGCAGCAGUACCGGGGAUCUCACCGAGAAGCGACCCAGCAGCGAGGGCACUUCCACGGGCAUGCUUCAACAUCUCCACGAGAUCAACGGUUCUGAUGAGGAGCUCGAGCGCAUCGAAGCCGGUAGCUUGAGAGUUGUCAAGGAGCCAAGAGGAUGUCUUGGUAGAUGGAGAGCAUUCCACAUGUUCGGUAGCUUCGGUCAGCUGCUCGGCGAGCAGAGGAAGAGAUGGAAGACGUACAUCAUCAUUGCGUUUGCAGCACUCGGUGCUGGAGCGAGUACCCCUGUUCAAGCUUACCUUUUCGCGGUUCUGGUUUCUCUCUUCUCUUACUGGGGCAACUUCCUGAGAGUCAUCGCCAACCAUUGGUGUGAGAUGUUCAUGUACCUCGCCACAGGUGUGGGAGUCAGUCAUUUCCUGCUCGGCUGGGCAACCACCACAAUCGGCUUCGGUAUUGUACGCGUUUACCGCAAGGAGUACUUCCGCAACAUCAUCUACAAACCUUCCUCAUUCUUCGAUGCUGAGGGCAACUCUGCCGGUUCCCUGACCGCCCGCCUCGCCACCGAUCCUACCAUGCUGCAGCAGCUCCUGGGCACAAACAUGGCUUUCGUUCUCAUCUCGCUGUUCAACGUCAUUGGCUGCGUUGUCGUUGGUCUCGUCUUCGGCUGGAAGCUUACCCUCGUCGCGCUCGGCACAUCCAUGCCUAUCAUCGUGGCAGCCAUGUUCUACCGUGUGAGGCACGAGACCAGCUUCGAGACCGCCAACAAUGCCGUCUUUGCCGAAAGUGCCAAGUUUGCGUCGGAGAGCAUCAGUGCGAUCCGCACCGUUUCCAGUCUUACGAUGGAAGACGGAAUUUGCGACCGCUACGAUAACUUGCUCAAGGAUCACAUCAAGGAUGCUUUCCGCAAGUCUCGCUUUUCCGUCAUGGUCUUCUCUUUCAGCGAUAGUAUUUCGCUGCUUUGCAUGGCUUUCGUGCUUUGGUACGGUGGCAAGCUGCUUGCCGGGCACGAGUAUACGCCCUUCCAGUACAUGGUUGUAUACAUUGCGGUUGUUCAAGGUGGCAUGAGCGCCGGUCAAUGGCUCAGCUUUGGUCCCAGUAUGUCCCCCUCCACGUCCCACACGUGA